Messenger RNA from Triplophysa dalaica, 4097 nucleotides. It is a transcript of the gene sh3rf2, whose product is annotated as SH3 domain containing ring finger 2. Bases 179 to 2521 code for a protein of 780 amino acids. Gene Ontology annotation, biological process: positive regulation of JNK cascade; protein ubiquitination; positive regulation of proteasomal ubiquitin-dependent protein catabolic process. Gene Ontology annotation, molecular function: metal ion binding; protein binding; ubiquitin protein ligase activity. The transcript has 11 exons. The record is from RefSeq and is a predicted model, not a curated record. Lineage: Eukaryota; Metazoa; Chordata; Actinopteri; Cypriniformes; Nemacheilidae.
AAGCCUGUGUAACAUUCACAUUCACGGCGUUUCGCCUAAAACCAGGCAGAUGUGAUCACGUGCUCGCUCGACCGAUCGUCGUGUCACACGUUUCCGUACGUCAUUCGUCUAUGUCGACAUCCGAUUUAACAACGCAUGUUUAAGGUGUGCGCCGGGAGUGUAAGCUCGUGAUGGUGUGAUGGAGGAUCUGGCAGUGCUCGACCUGUUGUUGCAGUGUCCUCUAUGUACGAAGCCUUUAGACGGAUCUGCCAAGGUUUUUCCAUGCCAACACACAUUCUGUAAAACAUGCCUCCAGCAGCACGAGGCAUCGGUUCCUCAGCAGAUGUGCUGCCCAGAAUGCAGAGCUACUACUCCUGGAUCAGUGGAGGAGCUGCCCAAUAACCAUCUGUUGGUCAGACUUCUAGACAGCCUCCAGGAUGGGGGUCCUCUGGGCACACCGAGGGACAGAUCGAGGAGAUAUGUGAGCUCGGCGGACCAAGAGGAACUGUUGUGUGGUUACAUUCAGGAUUUGCACCUGCGAUUUCCCAAAGAAGGCCAGAACACACAGGGGGUGCAGGCUCAAGCUUUAUAUGACUUUCAGGGUAAUGCUCCUGGGGAGCUCACAAUGAAGUCAGGCGAAGUUGUUUAUCUGCGCUGUAAACUAGAUGAUAACUGGUAUUAUGGGGAAGCCAGUGAAAGCUGUGGUCUGGUUCCAGUCAGUGGGGUUCAGGUCAUGGGUGAGCGGCCGCAGCAUUUGGGUUUCUGCAGAGCUUUGUGUGACUUCAAUGCUAACAAUCUCCAUCCUGACGACAGCAAGGAAUGGUUGACCUUCUUCAAGGGAGACUACAUUACUCUUAUUAAACAAGUGGAUGAAAACUGGGUUGAGGGAAAACUUGGAGACAAAGUUGGGAUUUUUCCCUUGCAGUUUACAGAGCCCAAUCCAGCAGCGCACAAGCUUCUGGAAAAACGCAGAAGGAGGGACUCGGUGGAAUCACACCCACGGAUCGGCGGUUGGGUUAGCGCGGAUGCUCGCGGCCACAGGCGGCUCUCUGGACCAUUUUACAAGUCAACAAGGCCUCCGAAUGUCAGUCUCCUGAACAGCCUGAACUAUCCUCCCCGCAGCCAGAGCCAGCGGCCACCUCACUUCAGCUCCAGCGCACACUCCGCCUCCAACAAGACGCCACAUCUCGGCACAUCUAACAAGCCACAUUUGAGGAGCUCUCACAGAAACUUGCCCAAGAGAGACAGAAAAAUGAACAGUGAAAGUCCGCCAACCAUCACCAUGGCCCUGAUUAACCCCCAGACCCCCCUCACGCCCUCUGAGAGCAAGAUGUCUGCCACCCAGCAGCUCUCCAUCAGUGUGUGUGCCGCGCUGUACUCCUACAUGCCCCAUCACGGCGAAGAGCUGGAGUUGAGGAAGGGUGAAAUGGUGGGGGUUUAUGGGAAAUUCAAAGAAGGUUGGCUGCGUGGACUGUCCCUCAGAACAGGCAAAGUAGGCAUCCUGCCAGCAAACUAUGUCACACCUGUGCUAAGAACAUCUGCAAGGUUUCUUGAACAAACCAAACCGGCUGUUCCUAACACAAGCACAGUUUCAACAAAUAGACACACACCACACAAGCCCCAGGCUGUUGUCCUGGCCCUAGACAAAGUAAAUGCUGACGCCCCUUCGGCUACAAUGACUGUGAUGUCAUAUGCCGGUGCCGGGAGAGCACCGCAGAUGGGCGGGAAGCAGGGUUGGACCACAGUAAGACACUCCAUCCACACUUCACACAGAGGGUUGCCUCACCAUGGAAGCUACAAUUCAACUUCCAUCCAGAGUCUUCAACCCCCUCCACAGGAUCUGGGGACGAUCUAUACUUUCGGACGUUCACCCGUUCUACCCAAAAGGAGAAAUGGUUUGUUCUCAAACCCAAUCAAAACGCAGCAUUGGACACAUGAAGGAACAGCACCCUCAGGUGGUGGAUAUCAAACAGGAACCAGAGAUCCCAUCCAGAAAGAAGCUAACAAUGCUCCUCAGUCUAUUCUGGUUAAACCAGAUGCUCACAAACACAAUCCAGAGAAGUUUGUAAAAUCAGUGCGGUUUCUGGAUGCUCGGGUCACUCCUCAGGCAACAUCGAAGAUGACACCUUCUGGACUAGGAAUGUCCGCAGGACAUAACGUUCCCACUUCUCAGCCUGGCAUUUCAGGUCUGGAUCACUGGAAUCCCUCUGCUAUUUUGGGACGGGAUGGAAGUACUUUAGUUCUUAAGGACACCAAAACACUUCCAACCAGGAAGAGCACAGGGCAAGAUCAUACUGCAAUGGACUUCCUCUCACUAAAUAUGAAACCAGUACUAAUAAACCACCAGUCCAGCACUAAUAGAUACAGGGUUAUGAAGGGGUAUAAUGCGAAGACGGAUGCAGAGCUCACAUUGACGGAAGGAGAGAUAGUGAUUGUUCAAAGACCACGUCCAGAUGGAAGGGUUCUCAUUACCCAAGAGAUCAGUGGAAAAACAGGCCUUUUCCACUACAACAUACUGGAGAUAAUGGACAAAGUCCUUUGAGUGUGCCAAAGUCUUUCUGUUGUGUAAAUGUUAUUUGACCAGUGCUGUGUUAGAGUUGCACCAGUUUACCCUGUUGUGUAAUAAACCCAAAACAACAACAUCCUGUGUACCUAAACGCAGGCCGAGACAGAAUUUUCUAUCCAGAAUUCUGCAUAAUGUUUUUAAAGAUGGUGUAUCACAUGCAGUUUCUACCCAUCUCAUAUUAAUCUUGAGUGCCUAUACAGUAGUAUUCAUUCGUCGUAUCUUCGAAGAGUAUUUUGUUUGAUCAAAUUUAUAAAAGAGAGAUACAGCUUUAUGAUUAUUUCCGGAAAAACACAAGCUGCUAGAGGUGGGACUAGUGGGGAGAAUGGGAUGGAACUGAAUCACGAGCAAGCAUCACAUCAUCCCUUCGUGUUUUGCACGUUAUGCACGUACACGCGUUUGCCAACAAAACACAGAUGUAUGACUUAGUUUGACUUAGCUACAGAGCCAUCUUUCAGUAUCAAACUAUCUCCAAAUCCAACGUUACAUCCAUCGUUUUUAUAACAUCCAUCACUGAAAUGUCAUGAACAUACAGACACACCUAAACUUCAAUAUCGCAGCGCAGAUAACCUUGAUGGUAAGCGUGUCUCGGUCUUAUGUUGGCUUGUGGGGGGGUUUCUUUCGCCUUGGUGUGCUUUUGGCAAAUAAAAGGACGACACAGGGAUCCAGAAUUAGAAAAAAACUUACUGAAACAAUUUGGAGUGUACAGAUAGUGUAUCAAGUACAGAAAUACUACGUGAUACAUCUAACUCGUUUUUUAGCAAGGUGAUCAUGUUAAGCAUGAGAAGCCAGCACGUUUAACAGUUUAAAGAAGUCAUUCCUGAUCUUUAAGUAUGGCUAAAUAUGAGACUAUUAUAUAAUUAAUGGCUAUUUGCAUAAUACAAUUUACCAAAAUAUUUCAUAAAACAACGUAAUGGUUUGGGAUUGUGGGGAUUUGUAGAAUGUUGUGAAUGAUGGGCAUUUCAAUACUGCUGAAUUCUACAGAUUCUGUUUGGCCUGUUGUUGUGUAUUCUGAGUAUCACAUUGUGUCUCAUCCACACACCUGACACAAAGUUCUUCUUUAACAUUGGUCAGCUCUGACAAGAUGAUUGUGCCUUUUUGGAUGCUGAAUUACUGAUUGCACUUUUGAAUGGUGUGAGGGGUAAGGAAGACAAUCCUGCGAUUAGAAAUGCAAUCUAUGAGCAUACAUGACUGUUAGACGUUGCCCUAAUGAUGAUUGAAGUACUCAAAGUUGUCAUUUCACGCACAAAAUCCUGUCAUCUCGAUAUGUGGAAUUGUUUUAUUGUGUAAAACCUCAUAGCAGCUCUUUCCUGAAAAUUAAAUUAAAAGGAACUUUUAUUUUUAACUAUGUAAAAUUAUAUAACGUAUAAUAGUAAUAACGGACUGAGAGGAUUCCAGUAUCUCUUUAUUUAUGUUUUUUAGUGAAAAGAAAGAAAAUGGAGAGAUAAUAUUAUUUUGGGACAUGAUGCUGGCUAGAUUUAUUCAUUCUUAUGAAUGUGUAUUCUCUUUAUGUGUUAUGCUUUUAUUUGACUAACCAAUAAACCAAUAAAACAUA